GUUAAAAAGACUCUGACCCCUGCUGUAAGCUCGCCAUCUCCAGCAACGACAGCAACGACUUUGGUGGUACUCUUUCUCUUGGUUAUUAAAACACCUAAGCGUUGUCCCAACCUACCACUCACUCGUUCUUGUUCUCAUUAUUUCUUGUUUCUCUUUUUUAACACCUUCCGAGGAGUUGUGUUUAUUAGUACGUGCAGAAGAAAGGUUGUUGUAUGAGUCAAAAAAUAGAAAAGCCAGUGCUAUCAGGUCAACGCAUAAAGACCCGAAAAAGAGAUGAAAAAGAGAAGUACGAUCCGACCGGAUUUAGGGACGCAGUACUCUUGGGUUUGGAGAAGGCCGACAAUGACUUAGACGCAGUAUCCAAAUAUCUUGAUACCGCAGGCUCAAAAUUAGAUUACCGUCGUUAUGGGGAAGCAUUAUUUGACAUUCUUAUCGCCGGUGGAUUGCUCGUACCCGGGGGAUCUGUUGCCCAAGAUGGUGACAAACUCGUCAAGACGAAAGCCUGCGUGUUCGAGCAACCGAUGGAUAUGGAGUCGCUCAAAAAUUACGAGCAGGUCUUCAUAAAAUUGAUGCGCCGGUACAAGUACUUGGAGAAGAUGUUCGAGGAAGAGAUGAAGAAGGUCUUGGUCUUCAUAAAAGGAUUCUCUGUUCAAGAACGUAUUAAACUUGCGCGCAUGACUGCUCUCUGGAUAUCAAAUGGUGCCGUUCCACCGACAGUUCUCUCUGUCUUGAUAAACGAACAUCUCGUUAAAGAUAAUCUAGCCCUUGAUUUUCUUCUUGAAGUAUUUGUGACCUGGAAAAAUGAAAAAGGUCUGCCGAGUCUCAUGACGGCCCUUAAACGCGGGGGAAUCGAAGGCCGACUUAUGGAAUUCGUCCCGCCAAAUAAAAGAACUGAGGAAUAUUUCCGAUCGGUAUUUGAAUCCGUUGGAUUGGCUGAUAUCGUUAAGUUACACAAAAAUCAAGCGAGCCAGGAAGCGAAACGUGACCUUCAGCAGCUGCUUAUUGAUGACCUUGCUGACAAUCGACCUAUCAAGGACAUUGUCCUUGACCUUAAGGAAAUGGCUUUGAAAUGCGCGAUCCCCGAGCAUGAAGUCAUUGGAUUGAUUUGGUCAACAGUAAUGGGCCUUGCUGAGUGGAAUAAAAAAGAAGAACUCGUUGCCGAACAAGCAUUAAAACAUUUAAAAAUUUAUACUCCAUUGUUUGGCGCAUUUACAACCACUGCCAAAUCAGAACUCGCUUUAAUUCUAAAAGUCCAAGAGUUCUGUUAUGAAAAUAUGAAUUUUAUGAAAGUCUUCCAGAAAAUCGUCUUAUUAUUUUACAAAAAGGACGUAAUUUCUGAGGAAGUUAUUUUAAAAUGGUACAAGGAGGGACAUUCGCUCAAAGGUAAAAUUCUUUUCCUGGAUCAAAUGAAAAAAUUUAUUGAGUGGUUACAAAAUGCUGAGGAAGAAUCUGAAUCAGGUGAAGAAGAUGAUUAAAUUUAAUUUAAUAAAAAACCAACAACAGUAACAAUAAUCAUUUUUUUUUUUUUGACUAAAAAUAUGAUAAAAUAUUAAUUAACAUUCUACUCAUCUAAAAAAAAAAUUUCAAAAAAAAAUUUCAAAAAUUUACAAAAACUUUUUUUUUUUUCCGAAAUCAAUGGGAUACAAAAAUUAAUAACAAUAAUUGAAAUUAUAAGUCUGUCUUAAUUUUUUAUGGAUAAUUUUUUUUCGGCUCAUGGAUUUAAAAAUUUGAAUUUUUUAAUUUUUCGCGGCAUUUUAAAUUUCAAUUACACAGUAAAAAUUUAUCGAUUUUUUUUAUUAAAUCAAUAAUUAAUUUUUUAAAUUCCACCGAAAAAUUUUUCCCUCGUUUCCAAAAAAAUUAAUUUUUCUCCAAGCGCGAGAAUUUUUUUUUUUUUUUUUCAAGCGCGGGAAAUUUUUUUUAAACAUAAAAUCAAAAAAUUAUUUUUCAAGUGAACAAAAAAAUUUCUAGAUCUAAUUAAUUAAAAAAAAAAAAAAAUAAUAACUAAAUUUCCAUGAGCGGGAAAUUUAAAAAAUUAUCCAUUUAAUAAAUUAAUUAAUGAAACUUUAAAUCAACUGAUGUAUGUAUGGGUGACGGGUGAAUUAAAUAAUUGCGCGUAUGAAAAAAAAACCAACAAAACAAUUAAAAUUUAAUAAAAUAUACAAAUCAAUAAACAAUUAAAAGCCAAUUUAAAUUAGACCGAGUACACUGGAGUAAUAAAAGAAAAAAAAAUUGAACGUAAUUAAAAAAAAAACCACCACAUUUUUUUUUUUUAAAUUAAUUUUUUUUUUAUUACAAAUAUCUUUUUGACAUUUUUUUUGUUAAAUAUUUUACACUAAAUUAAUUAGCCCAUUUUUUUUUUCUAUAAAUUUACAAACUUUUAUUUCUUAUUUUACAUAAUUUUAUGAAUAAAUUUUUGAGAUAUUUGUAAUUUCAAAAAAAUUAAUUAAUUAAAAAAAAAAAAUAGUCUGGUUUAUAACUGUAAAUUUUCCAAUCGAUUGUGCGAAUUAAUUUAAGAGAAAAAAAAACAUAUUUUGUUCUACAAUUUUUUAUCUCCAAGUAGAUGAAUUAUCUAAUGAACAGUAUAGUAAUUAAUAAUAAUAAUAAUAAUGAUUAUGAUGAUGAUGAUUGAACAAUUAUUUGUUAAAUAGAAAGUAAUUGUAUACAAAAAAAAAAUUUAUUCUCCUGUGUACGUAUGACUUUCGGACCCCCCAUCUUAUUUUGUACGAUAAUUAAAUUUAAAAGUGUAAACAAUUGUA
Molecule: messenger RNA, 2756 nt
Organism: Microplitis demolitor
Lineage: Eukaryota; Metazoa; Arthropoda; Insecta; Hymenoptera; Braconidae
Gene: kra
Product: protein krasavietz
Exons: 5
Coding region: 213-1475 (420 amino acids)
Cellular component (GO): membrane; cytoplasm
Molecular function (GO): protein binding
Source: RefSeq, a predicted model, not a curated record